AUGGGUGUGGCCUGGCUCCGCGCGGCGCGGCACGGCUUGUCACGGCGCGGCACGCGUGUCAUUGCGGCCACCCGCCUGCAGGGGGUGCGACUAAGGCGGCGGCCAAUAGCGGCGGCGCGGCGGCUGUUGGCGGCGCCGGCGGUGCCGGGGUGGAGCGCGCGGCAGCGCCCGGUUAACAGGAACAAGAAAGAUAUUUCUGGGACUGUGAUGGAGGAUGCUCAAGAGAUUGGCAAGCUUGGAGCCAGAUCCACACAGCACACUUGCCACACUGCUCUGAAGAAGCCUUCAAAUACAUCUCAGAGAGCAGGAGGGGUGUGUCCAGUGCAGCCAGGGAACAAUGCGAUGUUUCCUGCUUCUGCACAGGCUAGAGGCAUGCUCCCAUCUUCAAGCUCUGGUCAACUAAAUCCAGGCAGGAGCCAGAAGUUUGCACAGGAGACUGUCACUGCAGCAGCACCUCAGGUGGGAAGUGACCACCCUCCUCCAGGAGCACCUCACACCCUAAAUGUGGGGCUGCAGGACAGGCUUGUCUGCAACAAGGAAAACCACAGCCCACAAGCCUCCACAUCCUCAGAGCUGAUCAACACUUUCCAACCUAUCAGAACUCAGCCAUUGCAGCCCUCUCAGUUCCUUCCUACUUCUGCUAAUUUGAUACAUAAAAACCCAGGGACAAAGCAGGAAGAAAGGACUGAUGUGAGGCAACCUGUCACAGCUCCAAGGGGAAGUCUUAAGCAGCACAGCCAGCCUCACCCAGUGAGAAGAUUUCCCGCCAAGCCUCCCACCUUGGGCAAGCCCCAGGGCAGCACAAACCUGAAAUCCAACCGGAACCCAGGUGUCACUUUGCCAUGGCCAAGGCCCAUGGUUAAAGAAGUGACGGGCAGGAAGGACAUGAAGGUGGUGCCUCCUCGACACACAGCAGCAUCCCAAGGAACAAGCCACCCAAACCAGUCUCCCAGCUUACACAACUCCAAAACUCACGUCCUUGAGGAUGAUUUGAGAAGUAGGAGUGAACAGCUUAAACCAGAGCUGCCCAAGGCAAGUGGCAUGCAGGCUAGGCGCAUUCCAAGGAUCCCAUCAGCUCCAGAUCGUAAGAAAGAGCUGGAGGAGUGGGUGGCAUCCAAAGGCAAGACCUACAAGCGGCCACCAAUGGUGCUGCUUCAGAAGCAGGCAGUGAAGCCAUCCUGCAUAAAGGUCAAAGCAAAGGAGAAGCAAGAAAAUCCAGAGAAGUGCUGCCAAGAAAAGAUCAACAACAUAUUAACUGAAUGCCAGAAGCUCAUUGAGGAGGGUGCCCAUGCAGAGGAGAUCUGGGAAAUGCUGUCCCUUGUGCCCCAGGCAGAGAAAUUUGCCAAAUUCUGGAUCUGCCAAGCAAAGCUGCUGGCCCGGAGCGGCUCCUUUGAUGUGAUGCAGCUGUACGUAGAAGCAGUCUGUGCCGGGGCUGAGCCAAUUGAAGAGGUCAGGAGAGCUGCUAUAAAUAUUUUGAAGAAUGGAGGCCAAAAACUGGAAGGAGAAAAGGCAGAGGAACCCAUUCUUCAGGAGCCUACCACGCCUUGUCCAGGUGAGAGGCAGUCCACAGUGUCAACUCCAGGCCUGGUGGGGAGACCCAUGACCUCCCUUCCCUCCUCAGUGAAGUUACAAGUUACAUCUGCAUGCAGAGGAAGGAAAUUCCUGGAAGGCUCAGAAUUGAAAUUUGUAACACCCGUGCGGCGCUCACAACGGAUUGAGAGGGUUGGGAGUCACUACCCAGAGAUGCUGAAAGACCAUGACCCUGUGGUGUCAUCCCUCAGUGAAAUUCUGGAUGCUGAGGAGGAGACUUGCUUCUUCUUCCGGAAAAACAAGGCUUUGCCAGAAGUGACAGAGCUGGAGGGUUUGAGUUCUUAUCCCCCCAAGAGCUCCUGAGAAGUUCCCAGCAGGUAUAGGCUGCCUGCCCACUGUGCUGCCUCGUACGCACUCCCUUGACUGCUCUUGCUGUCCCACAGAUGUAGAGGGGAGGGGAUAGCAGAGAAUAAGCAUGUUUCAAAUAUCUAAUUGCAGUUUUAAACAUCUAAUUGUAGUCUUAAACAUUAAACUUUGCAGUGGA
Taeniopygia guttata (zebra finch) is the source of this 2074-nucleotide messenger RNA. Lineage: Eukaryota; Metazoa; Chordata; Aves; Passeriformes; Estrildidae. The record is from RefSeq and is a predicted model, not a curated record.